This is a messenger RNA of Aricia agestis (brown argus), 577 nucleotides long. RefSeq lists its product as uncharacterized. The coding region runs from base 29 to 475 and encodes 148 amino acids. The record is from RefSeq and is a predicted model, not a curated record. The transcript is spliced from 4 exons. NCBI's taxonomy places the organism in Eukaryota, Metazoa, Arthropoda, Insecta, Lepidoptera, Lycaenidae.
AAGCCAGUUCUGUCGGAGUAUUGACACGAUGCACUGCCUGAGUUUGCUCGUCCUCGCCGCGGUGGCGGCCAUGGCGUCGGCAGCGGGUCAGUUCUACGUACCACGAGCCUACUACGUGAUCGACGCGCUCGGCCACGAGUCGGAGCCGGUGCCUCUCCGCCGUCUGCGCCGCUCCCUAGUCCCGUACCCCGUGCAGAGUUAUCCUGGUGGCAGCAGCGCCACUGCUAACGCUAAUGCUGAGUCUUGGGGCGGCAGCGCGAACGCGAACGCGAACGCUCAGGCGCACUCCGGCGGCAACGGCGGCUGGGGGGUGCCGGGCGCUAUUUACGGCUCUGCUCCAUAUGGACUAAGUUCUGGAGAAUCCCGUCGUCAGUUCGGGCCAGCCUACGGUCGUUCUGUUACAGCGACCACUUCCGUAGGCGUCGACGCUUCAGGCUCCGGCUACUACGACCAAAUAGCUUCAGUGUCCAAAUAAUUAACCUUAUGUUUUCACUUUCUUUGUUCCUAUUAAUAAAUUAAUUUAAGUUUUUGUUUAAAAAUGGAUGGAUGAGAUAGAAAUAAAAUGUGUAGUUAUUAA